UUUCUUCACGUCCAUGUGCUGAGAUUUUAAAAUAAAAACAUUAAAUUUUAUAUUUGAAUCUUAGAAUAGUUCUUUUUUAUAAUAUUUAAUUAUAAUUGUAGCAUAAUUUAACAUUAAAAAGAUGCCAAAGGACAAACCCUAUGUUGAUGAAAUAGUUACCCGCAGUCGGGACAAAUCAACACCAGUUUUAUUAAAAUUCCAAAACGGUGACCUUAAAAAUGCCCACAAGGAUACAACCAUCUAUUUUCCUGCAAAAUGUGAAACGGACCUAAAAAGAAAACGUGCAGUCGUUGUAACCUGCGGAAAUGUUUACUCUGGGCUCAUUGCCGAUGAUCCUGAAGCUCUGACGGACAAUUAUAUUUGCAUUCGCAAUAGAUCAACAAACAAGGUCCGCAUUCUACCGAUUGACCAAGUCAAACUCAUCAACCAGGUCUAUGAGGAGAAACAGAACACCGUAUUCGCCGCUUUGUCCAAACAAACGGCCAAAGAAACAGCCAUGCGAGUCUUUGGUGGUCGCAAGGAUGUACGCAGUCUUAACAACCGAGAACGUAAUAAUGUCAGUAUCGAUGUAUUCCGUGAACAACUGGAGUCCACCGUUGAUAAGUCAGAGGUAACUGAGACUCCAGAGGAGGUCGUGAACACAGACGUCAUCAUCGAUACGAUUCGCCCCAAAUUCAACAAGGACGCCACGAAUUUGCCAAACGUCUACAAUAUAUACGAUGUCAUUCCUCAGGAGCUGUUGGAUCGUCUUGAUGAGGAAGUCAGCGUCCUCAUGACCACAGACAUCGAUGAUAUUCCGAUAUCGUCUGAGUUCCUCAAGAAAUAUAUACUUCAGCUUAAAACUGGACCGAAGUCAAAUCAGGUGAAUCUUAAUAUGAAGAUAAUUAUCUACAUGGACGCUCUUCUCAAGCUCAUAACGUCGAGGGUAAAACGUCUUAAGAAGUUUGAACUCUCGCAAAUCACAGAAAAGGUUGAAAACGAUAUCCGCGAAAGGUUUACCACGGGAAUUGAUAACUCGGCCAUACGAACGACUACGACGAAUGAAAAGGCAAUCUGUUACUUCUUGGUAUUAGCUUUUCUGUUAACUGAAGACUUUCAGCUGGAUAUGAAUGUGCUGUCGUCUGAGCUGGGCAUGUCUAAGGUGAAAAUAGCAAAGUAUGCAAAUUUGAUAUGUGCAGUUCCCAAAGCGAGGUCCAAUUUCUUGCAAAUGAGGCUGCCUACCAAUGUAACGUUUAUCAAGAGUGGUAAAUAUAUGAAGGCAAGGGCAUAAGACUUAUUUUAUGAAGUACAAAAUAUAUGGUAGUUUCGUUAAAUA
This is a messenger RNA of Eupeodes corollae, 1315 nucleotides long. RefSeq lists its product as uncharacterized. The record is from RefSeq and is a predicted model, not a curated record. Gene Ontology annotation, biological process: RNA polymerase I preinitiation complex assembly; transcription elongation by RNA polymerase I; nucleolar large rRNA transcription by RNA polymerase I. NCBI's taxonomy places the organism in Eukaryota, Metazoa, Arthropoda, Insecta, Diptera, Syrphidae. Gene Ontology annotation, cellular component: RNA polymerase I complex. Gene Ontology annotation, molecular function: DNA binding. The transcript is spliced from 5 exons. Bases 122 to 1270 code for a protein of 382 amino acids.